CCCUCGGAGAAGAAAUUCUGGGCGGGGACAGGGCAGGACACCUGCGCUGCGCCGCGCCUGUCUGUCCCGGCCGCCUGGGCUAUGAGCUCCGGCGAUCUACAGCAGCCCCAGCAAACGCAGCCUGCUCGCCGUUCGCCCGCCAGAAGCCCCUUGGCUCCUUGGCCUCGCAGCAGCAGUGCUCGGGAGGCGCCCGCCAUGGCCGUGUAUUGUAGCGAGGCCUUCAGCGUCUACCCACAGGCAGCCGCGGCAGCUGCGGGCACGUCGGGGCAGAGACCUUCAGCUGCCACCUACACGCUGGGCGACUACGGGGCGCCGCCGGGCGCUGGUGGUUAUUUGUGGGGCAUGAGCGGCGCCGGGCCCUACGGCCAGAGCAGCGGCAGCGGAGGUCCCGGGAGCUCGGGCGCGCCUUUCCUGCCCUACGGCUGCCCGCCGCGGGGCGUCGGGGGGCCGCAGCUCUUGGGCGUAGCGGGAGCUGGCUCGGGAUCGCCGUCGUCCUCGCCGUCGGAGCUGGGCUGGCUGAGCCUGGCGAGCCAGGAGGAACUGCUGCGCUUGGUGCGCCCGCCUUAUUCCUACUCGGCACUUAUCGCCAUGGCCAUCCAGAGCGCGCCGGAGCGCAAGCUGACGCUCAGCCACAUCUACCAGUACGUGGCGGAGAACUUCCCCUUCUACAAGCGCAGCAAGGCCGGCUGGCAGAACUCCAUCCGCCACAACCUCAGCCUCAACGACUGCUUCCGCAAGGUGCCCCGCGACGAGGACGACCCGGGAAAGGGGAACUAUUGGACUUUGGAUCCAAACUGUGAGAAGAUGUUUGACAAUGGGAAUUUCCGUCGCAAACGCAAGAGGCGCUCUGAUCCCAGUGUCCCUACAGUGGCCUCUACAGUUUCCUCCUUGGGGACUCUGAAGUCUGAGGAAGGUCACCCCGUCUCAUCUGCUUCAGGAAAACCAUGUGGCGGGAGUCCCUCCACUGAGCUGGAGCCAAUGUCCUCCGUAAGGGAGCAUUCGAAAAGCCCCUCUCCGCCUGUGAUUGUCUCGCCCACACCCAGCUGCCUCAGCACAUUUUUCAGUGGCAUGAAUUCGCUGAGUAAUGGAGGCGGCCGCCUGCCAGGGAGCCUCGGCAGUGAACUGCACCACAGAAACCUCGCUGCUGGGCCACUGAGCGGCAGCAGUUUUACCCCUUCUGGCAGCUCCUCCCAAGAAGCCCCUCCUGCAGAGCAGCUGCAGCGAGUUUCAGGGCCCACUGGGGCCUACUACAGCCCAUUUCAUCCUGGCAGUGGUAGCCAGACAGGCCAGUACAACCACUUAUACAACUUCACAGUCAAUAGCCUCAUCUAUGCGCGGGAGGGCACAGAAGUGUAGGACAUUAGGCAGGCAGCCUUGCUCACACAAGACAAUAACCAGGCCAAGUUUGUUCGGCAUCCAGGAAAACCUCGCCUUUCUUUCCGAAAAGAAACUCCAUGCAAGACACCUCUAAUUUCCAGAGACAACAGACUUUUGACAUUUGAUGGAUGAAACUGCAUGGUACAACCAGAACUUCAGUAUUUCUGAAGUACUGCACGCAUGCCACCAGGUUCUGCAAUGGAGGGUUAUCUCAAUUUGAGUGUUUUCAAAGUUCACAGUGUUUAAAUGAAAUCUAAAUUUUCAAAAAAAUAGACAGAAAAAGGACCAAAUAGAAAAGUAGCUGGAAAUACAUUACUUGUUGGAUUGGAGGGGGAGGAAGGAGGCUUGGUUUUUUUAAAGCCUCUGUUUACAAGUAAAAGAAAUGGAUGAAGAAAUUUUUACCAAGUGCCUUGAACAAUAUAAAAAAAUUAGGUGCCUUUGCCAAUAAUGAUUAUUGAGGCUUCUGUUCAGGAGUGUAGGGAGCACUUGGGCAGCCAGAGGACAUAGUCCUGCUGGCAGCAACCCUGCCCCCUGUGACUGUCAAUGCCCCCUACAUCCGAUGUUAGAUGCAGGGGGUGUGGCCAUUACCAGGGAUGGGGCCAGUGGGCCCCUGCCGAGCUCCCCUAGUCAGUAUUUCAUUGAAUUGCUGACUGGGAGCUCCUUUCCCUAAUUCCUUGACUGGCCUUAUCCUGGGUACUGGCCACACCCCCUCUAUCUGAUGUCAGAUGCAGGGGGUGUGGCCACUGCCCGGAAGAGGGUCCAUUUGGACUUUCUCCCAUCCUCCCCAGUCAACACUGGCUGGUUGGGCUUCCCCCACCACCAGCCCAGCCAGCAUUUCAGUUAAACACUGGCAAGGGGAGGGAUGUGUCUUACGCGCCCAGCCAGUGAGCACUACAUUUGCCAGCUAGGUAUGGGAGGAGGUGCCUUGGCGGCUGGGACAGUCGUCUUCCCUUGCUCAAUAGUCCCUAUGCCUCUGCUUCUAGACCAGGCCUGGCGGGCACUUGUUGACUCCCGGCAGGCACCAAACAUAGGCGGCUUAUUGAGCCCCUGGUGGGCUGGCAAACAUGGUUGUAGGCCUGUAUUUGGCUUAUUUGUUGUGCAGGCCUUUCCUAGACCAAAAGUGUGGGAGUGCUCUAGUCUGUCUGACAAAGGCACUGUGCACUUUUGUGGGACUCUAUGCAGCCUCAGCAUUUGUUCUACACUGAAGUCACGACUCCAAGUGCACUUCUAUGGAAGCAAGUUUUAUUGAAAUUUGUGGGCUUGGAGUGAAUAGAAAAGACAUGUGGUAGAACCUUCUCUAAACUGAACUACUUUAGAAUGCAAAUUCAAUCAUAUAUUUGAAUCUCUACCAGAACAUAUAGAAAACCAGCUUUUUCUAGCGAAAGUUUCUGCUGUACUACUUUUUCUAUAUGGAGGUGUCUGUUUUAUGGGUGAGCAUUCAAACAUGCAAUUCUGCAUUUGUGUUCUAGAGCAGUGCAGUCUUGGAAGGGCUGUUUGAUCAGGUAGAUGAGCCCUUGCUUCCAGGUGGUAUGUAAACUCCUAGGUGCCAAGGAUCAGGGACUCGGUUUUUUGAGCAAUCAUUUUACUUACGCUUAGAACCAAAGACAUGCAGUUUUAGUCUUCCAGUUUUAGCAGGAAAGCAAACACCUUUGGUAUUUUUUAUACAAAUAGUACCCUGGUGUGUAAUAUGUUACUCUAAACUUGUUUUUACAUGAGUCUUUAUUUGUAAAUUAUGAUUUUGGAACUGUACUUAUUUAUAAUGCUUUCGUAAAGUUUUAUGUUUGUUUUUUCUUUGGUAGUAUAUUAAGAAAAUCUGGAAAUGUUGGGAAUAAAAAUUUCAAAGUUGU
This is a messenger RNA of Hemicordylus capensis (graceful crag lizard), 3224 nucleotides long. It is a transcript of the gene FOXI3, whose product is annotated as forkhead box I3. Bases 82 to 1356 code for a protein of 424 amino acids. The transcript has 2 exons. NCBI's taxonomy places the organism in Eukaryota, Metazoa, Chordata, Lepidosauria, Squamata, Cordylidae. Gene Ontology annotation, biological process: cell differentiation; regulation of transcription by RNA polymerase II; anatomical structure morphogenesis. Gene Ontology annotation, molecular function: DNA-binding transcription factor activity, RNA polymerase II-specific; RNA polymerase II cis-regulatory region sequence-specific DNA binding. The record is from RefSeq and is a predicted model, not a curated record.